AUGCAGCCCACCGUUGACACCACUGACACCGACCCCGGUCUGCCAGCGCAGCUGCUCGGUGAUGGAGCAGAGGUUGGGUGGGGGAGUGAGCCUGUGAGCCUGCCAGCCCGUGACCGAGACAGACGGCCACGAUCUCCCUCUAAGCAAUAUGCGGCUCCCGUCCCAGAACAACCUUCAAAACGACCACGAACGCAAUCGCCAGCCCGAGAAGACGCCGGGCCCUCCUCCCCACCGGCACGUCAUCGUGCACCGAGGCGUCGACAGGUGUUCCCUUUCGACGAGUCUGACUCUCCUCCACCGUCACCUUCAGCGCCCUCCGGCUCUUCCCUCCCGCUCUCACAUCAGGUCGAGACGAAUCAGAAGAUCAAACGGCUGGAAGCCAAGGUCAAGGUCCUCGAGCGCGAGGCGCGAUAUCACGAAGAAAUGUCCAAGCGCUGGGAGAAGCUCAGUUCCCAUCUGCUCCACGAGCGGGAGGGCGAGGAUGGAUACGUGCACAAGCUGAAACGGCGCGGCGACACGUACAAGAAGGCGUACCUCGAAGAAAAGGAAGAAUCGCGAAGGAUGGUGGAGGCUACCAAGUACGGCAUAAUCUGUGUGAAGAAGGCCCUGGAGAAGAACCCCGAUCAUAUACUGCGAGGCACUCUCAAGGUGUUGGAGAUGUCGCUCCCUUACGAUGAGGCCGAGUAG
Molecule: messenger RNA, 687 nt
Organism: Trichosporon asahii var. asahii CBS 2479
Lineage: Eukaryota; Fungi; Basidiomycota; Tremellomycetes; Trichosporonales; Trichosporonaceae
Exons: 2
Coding region: 1-687 (228 amino acids)
Source: RefSeq, a predicted model, not a curated record